This is a messenger RNA of Haemonchus placei, 1035 nucleotides long. The record is from the annotation of a GenBank genome assembly. Lineage: Eukaryota; Metazoa; Nematoda; Chromadorea; Rhabditida; Trichostrongylidae.
AUGGUCGCUCUAACCUUGAAGUACUCGUUGUUAAUCGUGUCAUCACACCUCGCCUACUCACAUUUCCAAGCAGCAUUGAGAGAGCGAAGAGAAGUGGACAAAGACGAAGUUGAGCCAGCCAGGAUUCUCAUCAACGUCGUCGAACCUCACCCUGUCACCAAAAUUCUUGCUGGGAAAGCUCAACGAAGGAAUAAGAAAGGGUCGUUCACCACGAAAUCUCGCCAUCUUAACUACUCCUCCGAGGUGUCCCAGACGAGCUGUCCUGAAGACGAGGAUGAAGAUCCGUUUGAUUCAGAAGAGCAGACAAAAGCUCGAAGAUCUUCUUUUACACUAGGAGACUUCCUACAGGGUUGUUCUCCUUCAACGAGUUGUUUUCAUGAGCGCUCAAGAAAACCCAGCAGUUGGAGCUUUGUCGAAGAAAAGCCACCUGCUCUACCAGAGAGCGAUCAGCCAAAGCCAGCCGACCUAAUCGACAUCUCUGCCAUCACUAAUAUUAACUCGGUCUUUGAAGUGAUCGAUCUCAAAGCUCACAGUCUACAGAAUUUCAAUUUUCCUGAUACGAUAUCACGCCUUGAGCAAGAACGUUUUGCUGUUCGAUGGGUCGAUCCGGACCGAGCCAUGGUUGAUGCCACUUAUCACGUUCGGCGCAGUGGUGAUGAGCCGAUGAGAAAGCCUUUACUCAUACUCUUCUUCGAGCUACGAGAAAAUGGAUGUAUCCUGAGACUCCGAAUCAACGCCGAUGUUCGAUACGUGGAAGAUAAAGAUCGCGAAACGUUCGUUGACGGCAUUGUACGAAGAAAGGAUUUCCCAUCUUUAUUCCAAUUCAUUUUAGAAACUGUGAGGUCGCUAAGGUUGAGAGAACUCGAGAUUCCUAAAGAAAAAUCGCGUUGCUCUGAGAAUCCGGGUUACUUCGCUCCAGUGGUGAACAGUAAUGCGUUAGCAGUAAAGGCUGAUCGCUGUCACGGGUACGACAAGCUGCAGUUCCUCGGGAAUGCAGAAAAUAUCGCUGAUCAUCACAAGGGCGUUAAUUCACAG